AUGCUGCUUCUGGACGGCGCGCUAGGAACAGAACUUGAAAAGCGCGGAGUCGACGUCUCGGGCGGGCUGUGGUCCGGCCGCGCCGUGCUCGACUCCGCAGACACCGUCAAGGAGAUCCAUCUCGACUACAUGCGCAGCGGCGCCAACAUCGUACUGACGGCAACGUACCAGCUAUGCGACGCCAACAUCAAGCAAAACCACCAGGACCCGGCCGCCGUGUAUGCCCGGGCCGUGGGACUCUGUGCGCAGGCACGCCGUGAGUACGACGUUGGCGCCGGCGUGAAGAUCGCCGGCUCCAUAGGGCCCUACGGAGCAUAUCUUGCCGACGGGUCUGAGUACACGGGGAACUACGGCUCUGUGACGGACGCACAGCUGCGCGCGUUCCACGAGGGCCGGUUCCGUUUUCUCGCCCAGUCCCCGGACGUGGACGUUCUAGCAUUCGAAACCAUCCCGUCGUUCCAGGAAAUAAGGGUUCUGGCAGAGCUGGCCAGCACACAGGAUAAACCGUGGUAUCUGAGUCUCAGCGUGCGCGAGACGGCCCUCGUCGACGGCACGCCGCUCGCGCAGAUCGUCGGCUGGCUCGACAGCCACUACGAUCGCAACCUCCUCGCCGUCGGCGCCAACUGCUGUGGUGUAAGGGUGGCUCUGCCAGUGGUGGAAGAGCUCGAUCGGCGGCUCUCGGACUCCCAGAACCUGCGGAACGCACGCAUCGUGCUGUAUCCGAACUCCGGCGAGGUGUACGACGGCGCGACGAAGACGUGGUCGGGCGAGCCGGGCCAUUUUGUCGACGCCGUGAGACAGUGUCUGCAGUACAAGCGCGUGGGCAUUGUGGGCGGGUGCUGUCGCACGGGGCCAGCAGAUAUCCGCCAGCUGCGGACGCUCAUUGACGAGUCGCGGUCGCACUGA
Messenger RNA from Ogataea angusta, 906 nucleotides. RefSeq lists its product as uncharacterized. Gene Ontology annotation, molecular function: S-adenosylmethionine-homocysteine S-methyltransferase activity; zinc ion binding. The coding region runs from base 1 to 906 and encodes 301 amino acids. The record is from RefSeq and is a predicted model, not a curated record. NCBI's taxonomy places the organism in Eukaryota, Fungi, Ascomycota, Pichiomycetes, Pichiales, Pichiaceae. Gene Ontology annotation, biological process: S-methylmethionine cycle. The transcript has a single exon.